AUGUCAGGCCCGCGAACCAAGCGCCAAUUCGCGGGCGCAGCGAGCGAUCUAGCGCAGCGACAAAUCACGUCCUUCUUCAACAAGUCCGCCGCCUCGCCAUCCUCCUCUCCAGCAGCAAGUGAUUCCGCAGCGCCAUCAUCGUCCGCAACCACCAAAACACCAUUCAACGGUCCAAUCCUACCCGGACACGUGCAAGCCAACCUUCUCAGCGUGGGGAUGCGCGUCCGGAAGUCGGUGCCUGAGGGCUACAAGACGGGCAGCGUCCGCUCUGCCUUUUCGCUGUGGAGCGAUACUAGCGACAGCGUCCCUAUCGCCACCGAAAGUAGCGCAUCCUCGACAUCUUCGCAGCUGCGGGAGCUCGAGCCCUUUUGCGGGCUGAACCGUGUCGGCGGUCUCGCCGUGCAGCAGCUGCCGGCUGUGCCCUCGUUUGGCGGGCGCCGACAAGCCGUGUCCGUCUACAACGACGACGACAAUGAUGAAAUGGACACGAUGCCGCCCGUGCCUGGCCUGACGAGCAGCCAAGAGUCGGCGGUAAGCAGCGCCGAGAGUUACAUCAGCACCGCGGAAAUUGCGCCCGCGACGAUCGUCCCAAUGCGAGCAGCUGCCACAACGCGCAAGCGCAUCUACGUGGCCGAGGACGAGGAGGCAGGCGACGGAGAUGGCUUGCAGCGCCCCGCUGCGCUGCUGCAGCACGGAGGGCCGUGGAGGAACCGCCAGGACUGGCUCGACGGAGAAAUGUCGCCGCGAAGCCUGGCGCCGGUGGGCUGGGAGGAGAACUCGCGCGUGCUGGCGGUGCCGAAGCGACGGCAACAGCCGCACCACCAACAACAACAGCAGCAGCAGCAGUUGCUUAUUUCGCCGCAGGGCCUGGGCGCAGGCAUACGCAAAGUCGGCAGUGCAGGCGAUGCUUUAUCUUCAGCCUCGACACUUGCUCAUGCCGACCAGGAGAACAUAAUGGUGGUGGACGAGGACGAUUUCCAGGAGGCGGCCUUCCUGGACUAUCGACUGAGAAGCGGUGGCAGCGGCAUUGGCAGCGAUAUGGACGUUGAGUGA
This is a messenger RNA of Lasiosphaeria miniovina, 1053 nucleotides long. Its product is annotated as ribonucleotide reductase inhibitor-domain-containing protein. Gene Ontology annotation, molecular function: ribonucleoside-diphosphate reductase inhibitor activity. Gene Ontology annotation, cellular component: nucleus; cytoplasm. Gene Ontology annotation, biological process: intracellular protein localization. The record is from RefSeq and is a predicted model, not a curated record. NCBI's taxonomy places the organism in Eukaryota, Fungi, Ascomycota, Sordariomycetes, Sordariales, Lasiosphaeriaceae. The transcript has a single exon. The coding region runs from base 1 to 1053 and encodes 350 amino acids.